AUGCCUACCUCGAAGUGUCUCUGUGGCGAGAUUGAGCUCAAGUUUGAUGCAGAGAUGCAAGCCAAAGCAUUGUGCUCUUGCACGAAUUGCCAGCAAACUAGUGGUUCAGCCUACUCAGUGAAUCUGGUGUUUCCUAAGGGCUCGAUGACUGCCACGAAAGGCAACGUGAAAGUCUACCAAAACAAGGGUGAUUCGGGCAAUGAGCUCAAGCGAUGCUUCUGCGCCACUUGCGGAUCGCCACUCUACAGCGAGGCUGCAGAUGGCACCUACUAUGUUAAGGGUGGAAAUAUGCAGGAAGACAAGGGCCUUGAAGGCAAGCCCAAUCUUUCAAUCUUCUGCCGAUCGCGACCUGACUGGGCAACGCCCAAAGAGGCAGGCGAUUCUCUUCCUGGUAGCACGGCCUAG
Molecule: messenger RNA, 405 nt
Organism: Protomyces lactucae-debilis
Lineage: Eukaryota; Fungi; Ascomycota; Taphrinomycetes; Taphrinales; Protomycetaceae
Product: Mss4-like protein
Exons: 4
Coding region: 1-405 (134 amino acids)
Molecular function (GO): carbon-sulfur lyase activity
Source: RefSeq, a predicted model, not a curated record